AUGGCAGGAAAAAGCUCUGUUCAUAAACUCUGGAAAUGUGGAGACUGUGGGAAGGGAUUUAAUUAUCCUUCUCAGGUGGAAAUUCACCGAUGUAGUCACACUGGGGAAAGACCGUUCACCUGCACCAAGUGUGGGAAAGAAUACGUCCAGGUAGCCCAUCUGCUGAAACAUCGGCUGAUUCACUCUGAUGAAAGACCUUUCAAAUGUUUUGACUGUGGGAACUGUUUUAAAAGCUCUGAGGAACUAAUGUCUCAUCAACGUGUACACUCUAAUGAGAGACCAUUCAAGUGUUCCCACUGUGGGUCUGGAUUCAAACGAUCAUCUCAACUCACUGAACACCAGCGAGUUCACACUGGAGAGAGGCCCUUCAACUGUUCUGAAUGUGGCAAGAGAUUCACUAAUUCAUCCAACCUUUUGACACACCAGCGGGUUCACACUGAUGAGAGACCAUUUAAAUGUCCAGACUGUGAGAAGUGCUACAACAGUUCCAGGGAAUUGAUGUCCCAUCAACGUAUUCACACUGAUGAGAGACCUUUCAGGUGCUCGAACUGUGGGACUGGGUUCAGACGAUCAUCUCAACUUACUGAACACCAUCUGCUUCACGCUGGGCAGAGGCCGUUCACUUGCUCAGUGUGUGGGAAGGGAUUUUGUCAGUCUUCUAGACUGCUGAGGCACCACCAAGUUCAUGAGUAA
Hemiscyllium ocellatum (epaulette shark) is the source of this 693-nucleotide messenger RNA. Its product is annotated as gastrula zinc finger protein XlCGF71.1-like. NCBI's taxonomy places the organism in Eukaryota, Metazoa, Chordata, Chondrichthyes, Orectolobiformes, Hemiscylliidae. Gene Ontology annotation, cellular component: nucleus. The transcript has a single exon. The record is from RefSeq and is a predicted model, not a curated record. The coding region runs from base 1 to 693 and encodes 230 amino acids.